AUGUUGUGCCGCAAUGCACUCAGGCGAGAAGGGGCAGAGCACACCAGGCGGCUGCCCACCCGCGAACAGGAGGAGGAGGAGCGCCGCCGCAUUGCCCGCCACGACGCAAACACACAGGGCGCCCAGCACGUGAACUCCGCGAGGGGACGUUUUCCCACGCGAAUUCGACCGCACGGGGCGCAGCCGGCGAGGGCGGCAGCAGAUGAGAGACGUGUCCGCUUUGUUCAGUCGUCGUGGCUUACGCCGCUGCACUUCCGUGCGCCGUUCAGUCGCCGGCACAAUUGCCCCGCCGCAAGAAACGAGGGGAGAGUGGCGGCACAUUUCCCGCGGGAAGGGCAGCGGCUUCCGCAACUUUUCGGCCACCGCGUCGCUCAGUGA
Molecule: messenger RNA, 378 nt
Organism: Trypanosoma conorhini
Lineage: Eukaryota; Euglenozoa; Kinetoplastea; Trypanosomatida; Trypanosomatidae
Exons: 1
Coding region: 1-378 (125 amino acids)
Source: RefSeq, a predicted model, not a curated record